Dentiscutata heterogama is the source of this 225-nucleotide messenger RNA. NCBI's taxonomy places the organism in Eukaryota, Fungi, Glomeromycota, Glomeromycetes, Diversisporales, Gigasporaceae. The record is from the annotation of a GenBank genome assembly.
UAUGUUUCUUCAUAUCUUAGUGACAAAUUUGACACAUCUACAAAUGAAGUUAUGGAAACUUUUAAUAUAUAUCUUAUAAAAUUUUCAAAUAGUUCUUUGAUUGAAACUACAAAUAAUAAAGAUAUAGAAUUAGAUAAUUCAGAAGCAAAUGAAGCAAUAAACUUGAGAGUGUUAGUAUUAGAUGAUAAACAGGAUCUUAAGAUUCGUAUCUGUUGUGAGAUUUAG